AUGCCAACACCGCAGCAGCCGCCGCAACAGCCGCCGCCGCCCCAGCCUCAGCAGCCGCCUCAGCAACAGCAGCAGCAGCCUCAGCAGCCGCAGUAUGGAGCGUUUCUGAUGGCGAUUGGAGCCGGGUUCGCGGCACCACCCCCAGCCUUCAUGGGAAUGGCAAUGGGUAUGAUGAACGGCAACGGCGCCCUCCCUCCAGGAGGUCCUCCAGGUUGUCCACCAGGGCAGCCGGGGCCCCCGCCACUGCGCCCUGAAUUCAACCUCACAAUCAAAGACAACACUCGCCCUGGCGGCCACAUGUACACCAUCGCCAUUGGUCCCACCGACACAACCAGUUUCAUCAUCAAUUUCAUUUCGCCCGGCAGCCACAACGGUUUCGAAACCCUGACUGUGCGAUGGAAGAAUGCCACGAGGGAGGCGCUCACUCCCCGGAUCACUCCAGAGGAACUGAGGGACCGGGCCGAAUACAUCAUCAUUGAUUCCCUUGGGUCCCGUUUCUGCUAG
This is a messenger RNA of Trichoderma citrinoviride, 504 nucleotides long. RefSeq lists its product as hypothetical. The record is from RefSeq and is a predicted model, not a curated record. The transcript has a single exon. The coding region runs from base 1 to 504 and encodes 167 amino acids. Lineage: Eukaryota; Fungi; Ascomycota; Sordariomycetes; Hypocreales; Hypocreaceae.